UCACAAAUAGAACACGGCUCUCCAACUCAGGCAGUCCCAAUCUGACCUUCAAGCACACGGAACCCUGUAACGGGAGAUCGGUUGGGGACUGUCGAGAGAAAAAUACCCAAUCUAAACUUCUGACAUUUUAACCGUUCAUCACCAUCAUCAUCAUCAGUGCGUGUACUGGCACCCGCCGGAUCAGCUGGACUAUACUUUUUCUUUUUGGGUAACAAGACAUUCAGGGGAGAGGAACACCAUUUAUUCCUGCCUUGACUUCUCCCCGUUCCUCAUCUCUACACCGAGUUGUAUUCGUUUCCCCGUUUGCUUUGCACACUUGCAGAGGAGGUAAGCUGAGCUGAGUGUGCCUCUUGUGUGUGUAUGCCUGUCUCGCAGCAGAACCAGUCGGAUGCUCUGAGCCUACCGGACGCAGAGCUGUAUAUGGAAGUUGUAGGCUAUAAGGCAGAAGCGAGCUGUUGCACAUUGCGUCGUUCAAGAGCGGGAGCCAUGCUGUUCCACGGGAUCUCCGGUGACCACAUCCAGGGCAUCAUGGAGGAGAUGGAGAGGAGAUCCAAAACCGACUCGCGCCUGGCCAAGGGCGUGCGGCUCAACGGAAGGGAAGCGACCAUGCCUUCCAUGGGCCCUGAGAAACCCGCGUUGUGUGCCGGCUGUGGAGGCAAAAUCUCGGAUAGAUAUUAUCUGCUCGCUGUGGACAAACAAUGGCACCUACGGUGCCUCAAAUGCUGUGAAUGUAAACAACAUUUGGAGUCAGAGCUCACGUGUUUCGCCAAGGAUGGCAGCAUCUACUGCAAGGAGGAUUACUAUAGAAGGUUCUCCGUGCAGAGGUGCGCUCGCUGCCACCUCGGGAUCUCAGCAUCUGAGAUGGUGAUGCGCGCGAGGGACUCCGUGUACCACCUGAGCUGCUUCACGUGCACCACGUGCAACAAGACCCUGACCACAGGCGAUCACUUCGGCAUGAAGGACAGCCUGGUGUACUGCCGGGUCCACUUCGAGACCAUAUCCCAAGGAGAGUACCCCCACCCUGGCCUCAACUAUGCCGAGAUGGCGGCUAAAGGUGGAGGUCUGGCGCUGCCAUACUUCAAUGGCACUGGAACGGCCCAGAAGGGAAGGCCUCGGAAGAGGAAGAGCCCCGCCAUGGGCAUAGACAUCACCAGCUACAACUCAGGUUGUAAUGAGAAUGAUGGGGAACACCUGGACCGUGACCAGGCCUACCCUCCAGCCCAGAAGAACAAGCGCAUGCGUACCUCCUUUAAGCACCACCAGCUCCGCACCAUGAAGUCCUACUUUGCUAUCAACCACAACCCCGACGCCAAGGACCUCAAACAGCUGGCCCAGAAGACAGGCCUCACCAAAAGAGUUCUCCAGGUAUGGUUCCAAAACGCAAGAGCCAAAUUCAGAAGGAACGUUUUGCGACAGGAGAAUGGUGUUGACAAGGCCGACGGCACGUCACUCCCUCCGCCCUCGUCCGACAGCUGCGCUCUGACGCCCCCCUCCAGCGCGGCCACACUAACAGACCUGACCAAUCCCUCUAUCACUGUAGUGACCUCCGUCACGUCUAGUUUGGACAGCCAUGAUUCGGGGAGCCCCUCACAGACUACCUUGACAAACCUUUUCUAGCAAGCUCUACGACUCCUAGCAAGAACAACGACAACAACAACAGCAACAUUUAAUCGGGAGGAGAUUAUUUUGAUGUGUAGCAUUUGCAACCGCUUGGCAGCUGAGUUUGUAGUCAACCUAUUUAGUGAUUGGUUUUGUGUCGAGGACGUUUUGAAUCUGGAAGGCAUUGACAAAUCAUUAUAGAGGGUUCAACAAUCUGGGUCAGAGCCCAAAUUAAAUAAUUUAAAUGGUAAUAGUAUAUUAUUUUUUACUUUAUUUAAUUUAAUUUGUUCAUUUGAUUUGAUUUAGUCUAAAUUGAUCCCGCCUGAUAAUUCAUUUCAAAUCAUUAAUAUUAUGUUAGUCCUAUUUAAGGCAUAUUUCGAUCUUAUUUUAUUUUUAUUUUUUAAUCUUUGAAAUAUGAAUUUUCAGAAUGUUGUUUAAAAGAUCAUUCAGAGUUAUCCUGGAUGUUACAAGAUAUUGGAGCAUUAUAGAGAUGAGUAAUUUCUCGUCUCUAAAUGACGUUGUAUACAUUACAACAACCCAAACAUUACAACUCUAAUGCCAGGUGGCUGUAGUGACGUCAACAUGCAUUUUGUCUUAACAUGAUACGCCUCAACUGUGAUAGAAAAUAAUAAGAACAAAACAAAUCUCUACAUCUGUACAGUGGUAACUGUCCAACAUGUAAUGCAGUCACGUUGAUAUUAGAAGGAGUUCAACUAUAUAAAUCACUGAGUGAAAUUUUGAUUGGGACAGAGUUCUUGGGCACUGUUUGAAAUUAUUAUUUUCAUGAUACUAUUACUAAUCUGUUGGCCUCAUUUUACAUACCAAACACACAAAUGGAAAAACAAAUCUGUUGGCCUCAUUUUACAUACCAAACACACGAAUGAAAAAACAAUUCUGUUGGCCUCAUUUUACAUACCAAACACACGAAUGGAAAAACAAUUCUGUUGGCCUCAUUUUACAUACCAAACACACGAAUGGAAAAACAAUUCUGUUGGCCUCAUUUUACAUACCAAACACACGAAUGGAAAAACAAUUCUGUUGGCCUCAUUUUACAUACCAAACACACAAAUGGAAAAACAAUAGUUUAUCUGGAUUCAGCGAGCCCGUAGAAUUACUGUUAAAUACAGUUGCACAGUGACAAUAUACUCCCCAAUGAAAAGUGCAUUAUUAUUAUUAUUAUUAUUAUUAUCACCAUGUUUCUCAGGGUAAAGAAGGGUUGAUUCUGAAAAAGGUAAGAAGGUAGGAGAAGAAGAUAAUAAAAAGUGAGGGCUGAAGAUAUGGAAGAUUAGAUGUGUAGAGCUGAACAGAAACAUCAACAAUAACCCCAGAAAAGCUGGAGAUAUUCGACAGUCGGUGGGACAAAGAAGUCAUCCUCCACCUUUUCUCCUUGGCCAUAUUUAAACUUUACCGACACUUGCUACUGAACAGACCAAAUUAUAUUUUUUACCUCUGGCUGAUUUCGGGGGAAAGAGAGACAAGAGGAAUAGAAGGAUUGCUUUCUGACGGGGUUAAACUUUUGUUUGUCUCCUGGGCCAGCUGUUUAAAGUCGUUGGCGUCGGGUUGUGGUUGAUAGCAAAGCAGGACUACAUGGUGCGGAUUAGGAGAAAGAAAAAGACACGAGUCCUGGCUGCAGGGUUCAAACAUUGUAUUGUAAUUGUCACAAUUUGUUCUACUGUAGAACAUAGCGUUACUCUCAAUCUACUUGAUGAAGUAGAUGCUUAACUCAAUUCUACUAUGUGCCUUAUGAUAUAACUUGGAAGAAAGUUUGUGAACUUCAGGAUUAUAUGUGUUGUUUGUUGACUGAUUCACAUCCUUGUGACGCCUCACUAGUUUUGUACUGUUUUGCAUCUUAUUUCUGAAGAUCUUUUUAUGGUGUAUCCUGUCAGAAAGGAGGCAGCGAUGUCUUAGAAAGCGUUUGUGCACUUCUUUCAGAUAUAGUUGGUUGAUUCCAAUAAUCUUCGUGUUAAUAGUUGAGUACAGUAAGUGUUCUAUCGAGAUUGUCCAUGUUUCCCUGUUUCUUGACAAAGAUGGUGUAUAGAAACUAUUUCUUCUUAAAUAUUUAUGGACCAAACGGUUGUUAUAUAUCUUAUUAAAUUUGUGUGAAUAAAAAAAUACUUUGUUUUAAA
This is a messenger RNA of Oncorhynchus tshawytscha (Chinook salmon), 3725 nucleotides long. Its product is annotated as LIM/homeobox protein Lhx9-like. The coding region runs from base 361 to 1617 and encodes 418 amino acids. Lineage: Eukaryota; Metazoa; Chordata; Actinopteri; Salmoniformes; Salmonidae. The transcript has 5 exons. Gene Ontology annotation, cellular component: nucleus. Gene Ontology annotation, biological process: regulation of transcription by RNA polymerase II; neuron differentiation. Gene Ontology annotation, molecular function: RNA polymerase II transcription regulatory region sequence-specific DNA binding; DNA-binding transcription factor activity, RNA polymerase II-specific. The record is from RefSeq and is a predicted model, not a curated record.